Budorcas taxicolor (takin) is the source of this 1635-nucleotide messenger RNA. RefSeq names its product zinc finger protein with KRAB and SCAN domains 4-like. The record is from RefSeq and is a predicted model, not a curated record. Bases 1 to 1635 code for a protein of 544 amino acids. Gene Ontology annotation, molecular function: DNA-binding transcription factor activity, RNA polymerase II-specific; RNA polymerase II cis-regulatory region sequence-specific DNA binding. Lineage: Eukaryota; Metazoa; Chordata; Mammalia; Artiodactyla; Bovidae. Gene Ontology annotation, biological process: regulation of transcription by RNA polymerase II. The transcript has 5 exons.
AUGGCUAGGGAAUCAAAGGAAAGCGCAGUUUUGGAUGCCCAGUCUGCAGAGGACCGGACGGGGAUCCUGACCGUGAAGGUGGAAAAAGAAGACGCCUCCGUCUUGGCUGCAGAGGGGCGCGCCCCAGGCAGCCCGGCUCCAAGCCCCGAGCACUCCCGCCAGCACUUCCGAGGCUUCCGCUACCCAGAGGCUGAGGGGCCCCGCGAGGCGCUGAGCCGACUUCGGGAGCUCUGCCGACUGUGGCUGCGGCCUGAGACGCACAGCAAGGAGCAGAUGCUGGAGCUGUUGGUGCUGGAGCAGUUCCUGACCAUCCUGCCGACGGACCUGCAGAGCUUGGUGCGGGAGCAGCAUCCGGAGAGCGGGGAGGAGGUGGUGGCGCUCUUGGAGUAUCUGGAGAGGCAGCCGGAUGGGCCGAUGCCGCAGGUCCCAGGUGGUGGCCAGGGGCAAGAACUGCUCUGCUACAAGAUGGCAAUGUUGACACCCAUUCAGAGGCCACAAAAUAUCCAAUUCCAGCCAGUGAAGGCUCUGCUCAAGCAUGAAUCUCUGGGAUCCAGUCCAGACAGAGUUCUCCAGGUUCCAAGGCUUGUCCCUGGGGGGCACUGCAGAGAAGAUGCCGUGAUAGACACCAGCUUCGCCCCAGGGUCCCAGGGGCCAUUUAAAAUGGAAGAUGUGGCACUGACUGUUUCCCCUGGAUGGACACAGCUGGAUUCAUCUCAGGUGAACUUGUAUGGAGAUAAAAGGCAGGAGAACCGUGGCAGCCUGACCUCCUUGGGUGGUGUGGUGCAACCGAAGAUCAGAGAGCUGCCUCCAGAUGAGGAUCAUCCAGCACAGGAGCCUGGGCAGAUACCACGCCACCUGGGUGAAGCCACUGGCCAGAUUCCUGCUUGUGCAGAAGCUGGUGAACAGGAGGGCAGGUUACAAAGAAAGCAGAAAACUGCCGCAGGAAACAGGCGGCACUAUUGCCAUGAAUGUGGAAAGACUUUUGCUCAGAGUUCAGGCCUGACCAAGCACAGGAGAAUCCACACUGGGGAGAAACCCUAUGAAUGUGAGGACUGUGGCAAGACCUUCAUCGGAAGCUCUGCUCUCGUCAUUCAUCAGAGAGUUCACACUGGUGAGAAGCCAUAUGAAUGUGAAGAAUGUGGCAAGGUCUUCAGUCACAGUUCAAACCUUAUCAAACACCAGAGAACUCACACUGGGGAGAAGCCCUACGAGUGUGAUGACUGUGGGAAAACAUUUAGCCAGAGCUGCAGCCUCCUUGAACAUCACAAAAUCCAUACCGGGGAGAAGCCCUACCAGUGCAACAUGUGUGGUAAAGCCUUUAGGCGGAAUUCACAUCUUCUGAGACAUCAGAGGAUCCACGGCAAUAAAAACCUUCAGAAUCCUGACCCUGGACAGAGCUGGGAGAGUCAGGGGCGGAAGGAAAGCCAGUGGGAAAAUGUUGAGGCUGCUAUGUCUUAUAAAUGUAAUGAAUGUGAGAGAAGUUUCACUAGGAAUAGAAGCCUUAUUGAGCAUCAAAAAAUCCACACGGGUGAGAAACCCUUUCAGUGUGAUACAUGUGGAAAAGGCUUCACCCGAACUUCAUACCUUAUUCAACAUCAGAGAAGCCACGUUGGGAAAAAAAUUCUAUCUCCGUGA